GCGUGGGAGUCCGUUGCAGAAAUGAGGACGUGGGGUGUGGGUGCUGUCCAUCCACGUCUCUGAAAUGAAGUUUCCUGGAAGAAGAUGUUUUCUUCAGAUUGUUGUGAAGUUCUUGUAGUAAAAAAAAUAACCAACUAGCAAGCCUGUGCCUUUGUGGGCUCUUGAGCUGACCCUUUAGCUUUUGACCUAAAACCCAACCAUACAGCAUGCGUUGGCGGGUGGCCGGGCAAACCACGCCGAUCCCUCCCUGCGAGGGAGCGGCACUCGGAGUUGGAAAGGGCGCACACCGCGGCGCGGAUGCACCUUGAGGACAGUGAGUGCGAGACCCCACUUCUGGGGGGUGCCUGGAGCAGAGACAUUCACGGGGCGGAGAUUUGAAUGGUGGGUGCUGGGGGCAGGGAAUGGGCAGUUUGUAUUUUCUGGGGACAGAUUCAGUUUGGAAGAUGGGGAAGUCCUGGAGGUGAUGGUGCCGGUGGCAGCACAAGAGUAUGAACGUGACGAGUGCCACCGAGGUGAACAGCUAACAACGGUCAAAAUGGUGCGUUGCACCUCUCGCAGGUUUCCCCCUCGUUCCGAGGACGUGUUGGCUGCCCCUCCAAUCGCAGGGCCGGCCCCCCCAGAAGCUGUAUCCUUUCAGUCUGACAGCGACCUGCAGCCUCUCCACAACCUCAGCCUUCUCCCGGGACCCUGCCCGGCUUCACUGCGAGGAGAGGCUCCCCGAGGGGACUGUUGGGGGGACGGUGUUCCAGUCGGGUCUUUGUGUCGUGCUCACUGGGCCUGCAGCUCCUUGUCCCUGGUGCCUGUCUGUCUGCUGUGGGCUCCUGCUCCUCCGCUGACUAAUGUCACAAGCACUGAGGGCCACCCGCACUGGACAGGAAGCUGGUGCGGACGCUCGGUGUGUGGCCUUCCUCCGCAGGAACGAGGUUUGUCAGUAAACCAAACACUCACUCUUGCGACACAUCCCCAGGGAAUUGGGUCAUGUGUCCCCAGGACGGCCACUGAGGCCCGUGAGAGUGAGGCCUUUGGCCCGAGAUGGGGCUUCCUUCAUCUCGAAGCUCCAAAGGGUGUGGGCUGGGCCAUUUGUCUUCCUGUCCGCUGUGUGCUCAUUUCCUUCCGCCCAUCCCUCCCCCACCUGCCCCCCCUGAGGCCACAGACCCAGGCAUGUCCUCUGUGUUCUUCGUCAUCCUUGCUGACCCUGGGAGGCAGCUGCUGUUGUUGGGUUCUCCCCUGGCCCCACCUGCCUUGGAGGAAGAGCAGGGAGUAAAUCCCUGUGCAGAGCCCCUGCCUGGACCCUCGGAGACCCUGGGAGACCACUGAUUUUCUUCCUGUCUCAUUCAUCUUUUCCUGAAGGUCAUAUCGUUGCACGCACACGCAGGGACAGAGUGAAGCCACAGGGACAGUGUGUCUCCUCCACCCCUGGGCGCUGCCUGAGAGCCACAGGGGGCUUCCUCUGCCCACCACGGUGCCUUCGAGAGCAGCACAUACCUUCUGCCACUGACGAAGGGCCAGCAGAGCACUGGGGCCGUCAGCCUCUCUCGUCCUGACUUCUCAGAACCCUCUGAAGACUGUACGCUUGACGGCUGAACUUGGAUCCAAGAUGGGUUUUCAUACACAGAUGCGCAGUGACCGCCGAGCAUGUCCCCGGCGACAGGUAGAUGCAGGCCACGGACCCUCCCAUGAGGCUGCCUUCCCGGCCACUCACACCAGGACAAGGGGCACACCUGUCAGACCAUAGCCGGCAUUUUCCCUGGGUUCACCAUGGAGCCCUUCUGCCCACUCCUGCUGGCAGGUUUUAGCUCGCUGCUGGCUGGGGCGUUCACAGUCAACGAGACCACCCCGGCGGACAGCAACUGGACCUCCGCGACCUCGGGGCCCCCCGCCGCCGGCCCCCGGCCCCUGCUGGCCUGGCUGCUGCUGCCCCUGCUGCUACUCCUCCUCUUCCUGCCUCUGGCCGCCUACUUCUUCAGGUUCAGGAAGCACCGGAAGGCCACCGUCAGCACCAACGACAAGAAGAUGCCCAACGGGAUCCUGGAGGAGCAAGAGCAGCAGAGAGUGAUGCUCCUCAGCAGGUCCCCGUCCGGGCCCCAGAAGUACUUCCCCAUCCCCGUGGGGCAGCUGGAGGAGGAGAUCCGAGCGCGGUCGGCUGACGAGUGUAAGAGGUUCCGGGAGGAGUUCAACUCGCUGCCGUCAGGACACACACAAGGAGCUUUUGAGCAGGCCAAUAAAGAAGAAAACAGAGAAAAAAACAGAUACCCCAACAUCCUUCCCAAUGACCACACCAGGGUGGUUUUGAGCCAAGUGGAUGGAGCGCCCUGUUCAGACUACAUUAACGCCUCCUACAUAGAUGGUUACAAAGAGAAGAAUAAAUUCAUAGCAGCUCAAGGCCCUAAGCAGGAAACAGUGAAUGACUUCUGGCGGAUGAUCUGGGAACAGAAAUCUUCAACCAUUGUCAUGUUGACAAACCUGAAGGAGAGGAAAGAGGAGAAGUGCUGCCAGUACUGGCCGGACCAGGGCUGCUGGACCUACGGACACAUCCGGGUGCGCGUGGAGGACUGCACGGCGCUGGUGGACUACACCAUCCGCAAGUUCUGCGUCCAGUCGCUGCCCGACGGCUGCAAAGCCCCGAGGCUCGUGUGCCAACUACACUUCACCAGCUGGCCUGACUUCGGGGUGCCUUUCACCCCCAUCGGGAUGCUCAAGUUCCUGAAGAAAGUGAGGGCGCUCAACCCCGCGCACGCCGGGCCCAUCGUGGUCCACUGCAGCGCGGGCGUGGGCCGCACGGGCACCUUCAUCGUCAUCGACGCGAUGAUGGACAUGAUGCACGCCGAGCAGAAGGUGGACGUCUUUGACUUCGUGGCGAGAAUCCGCAACCAGCGCCCGCAGAUGGUGCAGACGGACACCCAGUACACGUUCAUCUACCAGGCCUUGCUAGAGUACCACCUCUACGGGGACACAGAGCUGGACGUGUCCUCCCUGGAGAAGCACCUGCAGACGCUACAGGGCAGCGCCAGCCGCUUCAACAAGGUCGGGCUGGAGGAGGAGUUCCGGAAACUGACGAAUGUGCGGAUCAUGAAGGAGAACAUGAGGACAGGCAACCUGCCGGCGAACAUGAAGAAGGCCAGAGUCAUCCAGAUCAUCCCGUACGACUUUAAUCGCGUGAUCCUGUCCAUGAAGCGGGGCCAGGAGCACACGGACUACAUCAACGCGUCCUUCAUCGACGGCUACCGACAGAAGGACUAUUUCAUCGCCACCCAGGGGCCCCUGGCACACACGGUGGAGGACUUCUGGAGGAUGGUCUGGGAGUGGAAGUGCCACACCAUCGUGAUGCUCACCGAGGUCCAGGAGAGAGAGCAGGACAAGUGCUACCAGUAUUGGCCAGCAGAGGGCGCGGUGACUCACGGGGACAUAACGAUUGAAAUAAAGAGUGACACCCUCUCUGAAGCCAUCAGCGUGCGCGACUUCCUGGUCACCUGCCGCCAGCCCCUGGCCCGCCAGGAGGAGCAGACCCGCGUGGUUCGCCAGUUCCACUUCCACGGCUGGCCCGAGAUCGGGAUCCCGGCAGAGGGCAAAGGCAUGAUCGACCUCAUUGCGGCCGUGCAGAAGCAGCAGCAGCAGACGGGCAACCACCCCAUCACCGUGCACUGCAGUGCGGGCGCCGGGCGAACGGGUACAUUCAUCGCGCUCAGCAACAUCCUGGAGCGCGUGAAGGCGGAGGGACUGCUAGACGUGUUCCAAGCCGUGAAGAGUUUACGGCUUCAGAGGCCGCAUAUGGUGCAAACCUUGGAACAGUAUGAAUUCUGCUACAAAGUGGUACAAGAUUUUAUUGAUAUAUUUUCUGAUUAUGCUAAUUUUAAAUGAAAACUUCUGCCUUAAAAUAUUUUUUAAUUUAAUGGUCAGUAUAUUUUGUACAAAUCGUGUUAAUUUAUUUCAUAGUUGACAUUAAUAUCCUUUCUAAUUUCUUUGUAUAUAUUUUGUUAUUAUGCUUUAAGACCACCUGCUUAUAAAGGCAUUUCAUCUUAAAUACCCCCCUUUAAAAACUGGAAUAAUGUAUUAAGGUCAAAUAAUAUCCCAUAAAAUAUAUAUUUCUGCUAAUGUCAGUAAAUUAUUUAAUUUCUCAUUAGACCCAUAUCAUUUAAUUUCUCACACUCAGGAUCUCUAAGUGUUAUAGAUCUUACUAUGCCAAGUGUGCUUAUGUAGACUACUAAACGUGACAUCCAUUAGAAAGCAGCUGGGAACUCGGAAAUCAGCUGGAAAUUCACUUUCUUAACACCGGUUUCCACAGCCCUGGGCAGCAGUAUUUGUUUUAAAGGCAAACAGUUUCGGAAGAUAGAGGUUUGCCUUUCCACUUGAAAAAUCAAAGAAGACUGCAACCUGAGUCCAGGUCUAAAACACAUCAGAGCAGUUGGUGGCGACAAAGUGAGACUUAAAUAUGCAUUUAUCCGCGGCCGUGCCCCUGCCACCGUGGCUAGGUGACAGGAGACACCAGGGGUCCUGUCCACCCACCGCUUUGGGGGCAGCUGAAGCAGUCGCGGAGCGGCCCGCCCACAGCGCCAUCUGCUGUCUGGCUGUACGCGUGACUCAGGUGAAACCUAUGGAGAGUCAAACCAACUGCAUUUCUCCCUCCCCUCUCAUUGGCCACAGCUGCCCCACGCCGUUUGGGAGGUGUCGCAGCGCUCGACCUCAAUCCAUUCCCGUCCCAAAUGUUCGAAUAAAGCCCAGAGUCUGACACCCACAGAGGCAAGGGGCACACGCUUGGUAGAACACAGGACCACAGGCAACGACGCCAGCAACUUUCCCAGAGGUGUUCUGGUUCUUUAAAACCUCUUGUAAAAGCUAAGACUGUUUGUACGAAAAGAAAUCUUUGAGUCUAGAUUUAUACGGUUUUUUAAAAGUCCCGCUCCUCAAUAUUUAAUUAAAGAAAAUUCCUUCAUCUAAAGGCAAACUUAUUUUUGGAUGGAAACACUGCUGAGACCUUGCACACUGGAUAGAUCGGACUGCCGUGCAGAAUCGGCUUGCCGGGUGGAAAAUGGGCGGGGGGAGGGGCGGAUGCAGAAACGCUUCGGUUAGUAGCAGUGACCUUUCUCUGGCUGUUCCCACCUGGCAGGCGAGCACAAUGUAAAAAGAAGACACCUGGUCCAAGCUGCCGAAAGCAUUUCAUGUGUGCAUUUUUGGUGCAUUAUUUGCUUUUGAAAAGACAUACAAAGGACUUAUUUGACAUUUCCCCUGAAAACGGAUUGCACUGUUUCUUUCUGCUCAUUGCUGUGAGCGGCGUGCGCCCCAGGCUAGGCUGGGGUUCUAGGGUCAGGCGCCCAGGCAAUCUGGCUUCUGCCUCCCCCCCUCUCCUCCCCCCGGCCAAGGGCCCGAGCAGACGCACAGGUGGAAAGACAAAAGCACAACACUGGGCUGAAGCCCUGGGUCGGGCACUCCCAGCUGGCUGAGCGUGAUCCUUCCUCCCCGGUGUGGUGCGUCCGCACCUGGGUCUGAGAGGAAAAUGAGGGAGCUUUGUGAGACAAGCUCAUUGACCCAUUUGCUUUCGUUGUUAAAAUCCUGAACUUGGAGGCUUUCUUUGACUAAAGGGGAAGGGAGACAGCGGAACUUUCUGUUCAGCACCUAGAAACAGAACCGGCUGGUUGUGGUGAAGGCCACUAGUCAUUUAUUUGAGGGGUCCUGGUCAAAGUUGAAGGGCACAGAUUUGGGUCCAGAUAUACCAGCCUUCAUCAGAAUCUCCCACACCCUGUCCUGGUCUCCAUGGCCUCCCUGGGGUGGAGACCAAGACCUUCUCGGUGCACCCUCGAGGAAGUACCCCACUGAUGCAGUCUCUGCCCCCUUGAGCCGUCCCCUGUGUCCACUGCAGUGUCCUGGUGCCCCGUUUGGCCCUUCCAGUCGCAGUUAAAGCAGAGGCCACCGUCCCUUAGACACGGGCUCCAUGCCCCGGCGGGGACAGCCCCCUCCCUUUCAGGGAAGCCCUGAACCUGCAGCCUCGUGGCCCCUGCCAACACUCACCCAAGGCCCCCGUGCAGCCCGGACUCAGAGCUCUUGUCCCUUCCUGUCAAAGUCCACUGCACAUAAGACAGCGCCUCCCUGACCUCAGUCCCCUCGCAUCUGUCCACGUUGCAUGCAGUUGUACUCCAAGGCCAAAUAGCGAUCGGAAGACUGCCGUUCUGAUCUGCGUGCUUUUUCGGUCACCAUGUGACUCCGUUUACUCUCCACGUGCUGAUGAAGAGUGCGCACCAGUGUUUGAAGAGGCAUCUUCGUGUUUUUAAAAACUUUUCAAAGUGAGCCCGACCUCCAUUUCAGCAUUUGGAGACACCCCAUGUGUUCUGUUUAAAUGUCUGAUUACUGAUACUUUUGUCUACCAGAGUCGUGUUUAAUUUAUGUGCAACCUCUGUAUGUUCUCAAUUUCACCUGUCACGCUUUCUUUUACUACAUUUAUAACUUGAUCUUGCUCUGAUUGUAAUGCCAGUGAAUGUUGCUGAAUUCUUUGUAUAUGCAAAUGGCGAGGUCUACCAUUCAGAUGCAAGGAUAAAUCUUCACUUUCA
Messenger RNA from Artibeus jamaicensis (Jamaican fruit-eating bat), 6539 nucleotides. It is a transcript of the gene PTPRE, whose product is annotated as protein tyrosine phosphatase receptor type E. The coding region runs from base 1759 to 3858 and encodes 699 amino acids. The transcript has 25 exons. Lineage: Eukaryota; Metazoa; Chordata; Mammalia; Chiroptera; Phyllostomidae. The record is from RefSeq and is a predicted model, not a curated record. Gene Ontology annotation, biological process: protein dephosphorylation. Gene Ontology annotation, molecular function: protein tyrosine phosphatase activity.